GAUCAGUGGGCGGGGCCUCGGCGGGGCAGGCGGAAGGAGCGCUGCUGUUGUUUUGGUUACACAGUUUUAAUAUCCUGAAGGCGGAAUGGAGACGGAGAAGCGCAAGCUGAUCUUCGAGAAGGAAGGAGUUUACCUUCACACCAACGCAAAAAGGAGCAACCACGACACAACCAUUCCCGGAUUCAUCCGGAUUGUAGAGCGGGAUGGUGAGCCAGCGUUGGAGUGGAGCCCAGUUCAGGAUGAUGGGAAAAACGCACCUGCCGUCUUCUACACCAAAAAGGACGGAGAAGGAGGAGAGGAGGAAACCAAGUUUGACCCAGGAUACGAGCCGGACUGGGCCGUAAUCAGCACAGUGAAGCAAAGCAGAGAGAAAGAGCGUCCGCCCGUCAGAGAGACAGGUCACUGGGGCUCGUUCUCGCUCCCGCUGUCAGAGCUUUACUCGCUGCGUCGCGCCCGUUUCUCUCUGGGCAGGAACUUCAUGGUGUUGACCAGUAGAGGGGGCGACCCCCUUCCUCCGCUGCACUUCCACCGGGGCGGCACCAGAGAGCUGCUCAGAGCCAUGCAGAGAUACAUCAGACUCGCCCCGUCUCCAGUAGAUGGACGCUUGUUUCUGGCCUAUCCUCAUGACUCCGGCGCCCUCUCUCAGUCGUUUGAUGAGCUGCAGCUAUUUGAUGACGCCAGUUCAGACCUCGUCUCUAGAUUUAUCCAGGACCCCUACGCUACCACAUUUGGGGGAUUCUCUAAGGUGACAAAUUUUUUCAGAGGGGCUCUGAGACCCCCAGAGUCACCUUUACACUCCCGCACACCGUCGGACCCCCACGCACCCCACCCAGCCGACGACGAGCCUGGCUUUGAGCUCAUAACCUGUCAGGGGGCAGAGUUGGGUCCCCGGCCAGCGGUGACCAGGGGCCAGCCUCUGGAGAACUGGGAGCAGUUUCUGGACCCGGAGGGGCGCGUCACAGAUCCACAGAAAGUCAAAGAGCUGGUGUUCAGAGGGGGCAUCAUUCCUGCUCUGCGGAAGGAGGUGUGGAAAUUCCUUCUGGGAUUUUAUCCCUGGAACAGCACAGCCAAAGAGAGGGAGAACAUUAUUAGAGUAAAAACAGACGAGUACUUCAGGAUGAAGGUUCAGUGGAAAUCAGUCAGUGAAGAGCAGGAGAUGAGAAACUCUCUCCUGAGAGGAUACCGCAGCCUCAUCGAGCGCGACGUGAAUCGGACAGACAGACACAAUCCCUUCUUCUCUGGAAAUGAAAACCCGGGUCUGAAGCUACUCCACGACGUGCUAAUGACCUACUGCAUGUACAACUUUGACCUGGGUUAUGUUCAGGGCAUGAGUGACCUCCUGGCCCCGCUUCUCUUCGUCACCCAGAAUGAAGUGGAGUCCUUCUGGUGUUUGACCGGCUUUAUGGAGCUGGUGCACCAGAACUUUGAGGAAUCACAGGAGGCCAUGAAGCAGCAGCUGCUCCAGCUUAGCCUCUUACUGAAGGCCCUUGAUACAGAACUCUGUGACUAUCUAGAUUCUCAGGACAGCGGCUCUCUGUGUUUCUGCUUCCGCUGGCUGCUCAUCUGGUAUAAGAGAGAGUUCUCCUUCGAGGACAUCCUGAGCCUCUGGGAGGUUCUAUGGACCCGCCUGCCAUGUGCAAACUUCCACCUGCUGAUGGCCUGCGCCAUUCUGGAGUCUCAGAGGGGGGAGCUGAUUGGAUCAAACCAUGAUUUUAACACAAUACUGAAGCACAUUAAUGAGCUGACCAUGAAGCUGGAUCUGCAGACGGUGCUGCGGGAAGCAGAGGGCAUCUACCUGCAGCUCGCUCGGUGCAAGGAGCUGCCGGUGAAGGUGCAGGAGGUUCUGGGACUGUAUGUGGCGUCCAGCUCAGAUGAGGGGAGUCCAGAUUUAGAGCCCAAAGAGACGGACACACUGCUCAGCCAGACGGAGGUUAGAGGAGCGGCAGCCUGUCCACCGAGCAGCAGCCACACAGCAUCACACCGCCCGCCCCCCACAUACCCAUAAUUCCCUUAAUGCUUAAAGGAAUACUGUAACAUUUUUCAGCCUGCUGCAUCUGUAUUGUAACAUCAUUUACAGCAAUUGUUUUCAGUGUGUUUCUUUGAAAAGAACAGGAAAACUGUUGAUUUGGAGCCAGUGUUCGCUUGAUGCAUUCCAUGAAUGACUGUGCAGUGCAGUUACAAAACUACAACUACUAAACUUAAAAAUCGUGGUCACUCCUCCCUUUGUAGUUUCUUUGCCAAGGUGAAGUCAAAUUUAGACAAAAUUUAGACGAGUAUGGACAGUCUAGAUGUGACGUGUUGUUAGUGUUGUUAUGUUGACUGAGGAGCUGCUUCUCCAUUUAGUUUUUUUUUCCCCAAAGAAGAUACCACAGCUCGCCGUGUCAAUUACUAUUGGCUCAUGCUUCUCAGAUCAGUGAAGUAGUGAGGUUAAAGUUCUCCCAGAGCAGGGGGAAUGUUAAGAAGAGCAAUUUUGCCAUUUCAGCAAAAAUCAGUCCACCUCGGGAGCCUCAACAUUUUAUAUCCAUUUUACCAUCUUGGCUGUAAACAGUGCUGAUGUACUAGU
Molecule: messenger RNA, 2563 nt
Organism: Colossoma macropomum (tambaqui)
Lineage: Eukaryota; Metazoa; Chordata; Actinopteri; Characiformes; Serrasalmidae
Gene: tbc1d17
Product: TBC1 domain family, member 17
Exons: 17
Coding region: 86-2005 (639 amino acids)
Biological process (GO): activation of GTPase activity
Molecular function (GO): GTPase activator activity
Source: RefSeq, a predicted model, not a curated record